UAUCCAGGUUGCUGCUGCUACGGAUCAACCAUUGCAGUAUUUUGUUUUGGUAGAGCAGUUUGACGAUCGAAAAUGUCUGGAAGAGGCAAAACUGGAGCAAAGGCCCGCGCAAAGGCCAAGACCCGCAGCUCCCGCGCUGGUCUGCAGUUCCCCGUCGGCCGUGUUCACCGUCUUCUCCGUAAGGGUAACUACGCAGAGAGAGUGGGCGCCGGGGCUCCCGUGUACCUGGCCGCUGUGCUGGAGUACCUCACGGCUGAGAUCCUGGAGCUGGCUGGUAACGCCGCCAGGGACAACAAGAAGACCCGUAUCAUCCCUCGUCACCUCCAGCUGGCUGUCCGCAAUGACGAGGAGUUGAACAAACUUCUCGGCGGUGUCACCAUCGCCCAAGGCGGUGUCCUGCCCAACAUCCAGGCCGUCCUGCUGCCCAAGAAGACCGGCCAGUCUGCACCGAGCUCCGGCAAGGCGGGAAAGAAGGCCUCUUCUCAGUCUCAGGAGUAUUAGCUUGCAGGCUAAUAACUUUCAUCCCAAAAGGCCCUUUUAAGGGCCACCCACUUCUCAUUGAAAGAGCAACUUAUUCUAUUAACCGCUGUAUUGUUGCACUUUUCGCAUGAUUUUUUAAUUUAAUAAACGCUUGUUUC
Toxotes jaculatrix (banded archerfish) is the source of this 638-nucleotide messenger RNA. Its product is annotated as histone H2AX. Gene Ontology annotation, molecular function: DNA binding; protein heterodimerization activity; structural constituent of chromatin. The record is from RefSeq and is a predicted model, not a curated record. NCBI's taxonomy places the organism in Eukaryota, Metazoa, Chordata, Actinopteri, Toxotidae. Bases 73 to 501 code for a protein of 142 amino acids. Gene Ontology annotation, cellular component: nucleosome. The transcript has a single exon.